UGUAAACGAUGUGAGGAUUCCAGAACAGACAUACAUCACUCUGAAAUUAGAAGAUAAACUGAGAUUUGGAUAUGAUACUAAUCUUUUUACCGUUGUCAGAGGAGAGAUGAGAGUCCCUGAAGAAGCUCUUAAGCAUGAAAAAUUUACAAGCCAACUCCAGUUAUCCCAGAAAUCUUCAGAGGCAGAAGGGUCAAAGCAAACCAGCUCCAAAAGUUCAGAGUCCAAAGAAACAGACUCCACUGCUGAAGUGCACCACAAGACUACUGAAGCGCUGAAAUCUGAAGAGAAAUCCAUAGAUCUUUCUACCAUGCCUCGUGGUACACCCUUGUAUGGACAGCCAGCCUGGUGGGGUGAGGACGAAGCUGAUGAAAAAGGUGGUUGUAAACCAGAUAGCAAAGGUGAAGAAAAAAUGCAUGAGACGGCAGCUUCAGGAUGCAGCACAGAUGCCAAGCAAGCUGAGGAGCAAUCUGCAGCUGCAAGUGAAGAACUUUAUCCUUUCUGUAGGGAGCCAAGUUAUUUUGAAAUUCCAACAAAAGAAUUCCAGCAAACUUCACAGGUAGCAGAGAGCGCUAUUCAUGAAAUUCCGACAAAAGACACCCAAAGUUCCCAUGCAGCAAGCGCAGGACAUGCUUCCUUUACCAUUGAGUUUGAUGACAACACACCAGGGAAAGUAACAAUCAAAGAUCACGUGACAAAAUUCACAUCUGAGCAGCGCCACAAGUCAAAGAAGCCUUCUUCCUCCAGUGGUCAGGACCUGCCUGGGCUUCAGACUGUGAUGAUGGCCGCAGAGAGCAAAGUAGCAGAUUGGCUAGCACAGAACAAUCCUCCUAGAAUGAUCUGGGAGCCAACAGAGGAGGAUUCCAAAAGUAUUAAAAGUGACGUUCCAGUCUACUUGAAGAGACUGAAAGGGAAUAAGCAUGAUGAUGGUACACAGAGUGAUUCAGAAAAUGCUGGUGCCCACCGGCAUUACAGUAAGCGGGCAGCACUUGAAGAGCACUUGAGGCACCACCAUGCAGAGUUGAAAAAGUCACACCAGAAAGUCCAUUCCACAGAAAAGCAGCAAGAGCAAGCUGGUGUGAAUCAGACUGCUUUUAUGAUUGAGUUUUUUGAUGAGGACCAUCCUCGAAAGAGACGUUCUUACUCUUUUUCUCAGAACGUAGGAGCUCUGUGCUCAGAAUCCCCAUCUCCAACACCUCACCUGCGAGCUGAAAGAGCAAAACCUACAUCAGGAGAGAAAGCUGCUCCUUCAUGUGUGCAAGGUAGUUCAUCACAUCAUAGAGCAGCACACGGUAUUCAUGCAAAACUUUUAAAACAAAAAUCGGAAGAUCCCUCUGCUGCUUUACCUGUCUUUCAAGCUGCACUGUUAAGGAGUUCAGGAAGCCUUGGCCAUAGGCCUAGUCAGAACCAGGAGAUGGACAAAAAGUUGAAAAGCCAACAUAUUUCUGCUGCUACAGAGAAGGACAAUGAGGAUGACCAGAGUGACAAAGGUACUUACACUAUUGAGUUGGAAAAUCCCAAUUCUGAAGAAAUGGAAGCCCGUAAAAUGAUUGACAAGGUAUUUGGAGUGGAUGACAGCCAGGAUUAUAAUAGGCCUGUUAUCAACGAGAACCAGAAAGAUUUAGUAAAAGAUUGGGCUAUAAAUUCUACUACAGUAGUGCUGGAAGAAAAAAGACCACUGAGUACAACUGGAUUUCUUGACACAGAGGAAGGUUCUACUGCCCCUGGAAGUAAACGUUGGGUAUCACAGUGGGCUAGUUUGGCUGCCAAUCACACACGUCAUGACCCAGAUGAUAUCAGAUUGGAGUCACCUGUUCCUGCUGCAUUAGAGAACGACACAGAUAUCAGUGAAUCUGGUAUUUCUAUCAGAAGCACUGGUUCAGCUACUUCUGUGACCAGCCAAGGUGAGCGGAAGAGAAGGACGCUUCCACAACUUCCCAAGGAGGAGAAAAUGAGUGAAAGCUCCAGAACAAAAACUGCAUCUCAUCAGAGAUCAGAAAUAGGUGAAAAGCAGGACACUGAACUUCAAGAGAAAGAAACUCCAGCUCGUGCCUCAGAUACUGAGAGCAGAAGUAUAGCUAAGUCAAGCAGAACAGUAAACGGUCUCUCACCCAAAGCAACAGGAGAAAAGGUUUUCUCUUUCCCCAGUUCUUCCAGUAAAGAGAGAGCUGAAACUGGCAGAGAAAAUUCUGUGGUGAAACAAGCUCUAGCGAAAAUUCAACAAGAACGAAAGGAGCAAGGACACUGGACACCCACAAAAUCUGCUACAAACCUAGUUGAGAAAGAUAAGGAGGAGAUUGCUGUGUCACGCAAAACUUUGGAUAAUCAGAACAAAGCUCCUGGACAUGAUAAAGCAGCAAUGAAGUUAGCACAGAGUGAGGGAAAAAGAAGAAGAAAUGAGGAAAGUAUUAAAGGACAAAGUCCUAAAGCAUCAGGAGAAAAAAAGGAAUCUUCAAAACCGUUGGUGAGGCAAGGCAGCUUUACUAUAGAUAAGCCUAGCACAAAUAUACCGAUAGAGCUUAUUCCUCACAUUAAUAAGCAAAGUGGAUCUGCUGCCCCCUUAGCAUCUGCAAACAGAAUACGUGACAGAAGUGAUUCAAUGGACACUGAUUCCAGUCUAGAUACAACACUCAUUUUAAAAGACACUGAAGCUGUAAUGGCUUUCCUUGAAGCUAAACUGCGUGAAGAAAAUAAAACUGAUGAAGGUCCUGAGACUCCAAGCUAUAACAGAGAUAAUUCCAUAUCACCAGAAUCAGAUGUAGAUACAGCCAGCACAAUCAGUCUUGUUACUGGUGACAGUGAAAGGAAAUCCACACAGAAACGAAAGAGCUUUACAACCUUAUAUAAAGAUAGAUGUUCUUCUGGUUCCCCUUCUAAGGAUGUUGUAAAAUCCUCUGCAACAAGUGCCAGAGAAAAGAUGGAAAAGAAAACUAAAAGUCGAUCUUCAGAUGGUGGAUCUAGAGCUGAUGCUCGCAAAUCUGUGCAAUCCAGUGGAAGAAUGAGACAACCAUCAGUAGACUUGACAGAUGAUGACCAAACAUCUAGUGUACCUCAUUCUGCCAUUUCUGAUAUCUUAUCAUCUGACCAGGAAACCUACUCUGGCAAAUCACAUGGAAGAGUUCCAUUCGCCUCAGCAGAUGAACUUUUGCAUUCUAAAAUGGAAGGAAAGUCAGCUAAAUCAAAAAGCUCUCCUGUCGUACUUGGGCAAUCUAGUAAAUCUACCACUCUUCCAAGACCUCGUCCUACAAGGACUUCUCUCCUGCGCAGAGCACGACUUGGUGAAGCCUCAGACAGCGAGCUUGCUGAUGCCGAUAAAGCUUCAGUCGCUUCUGAAGUGUCCACUACAAGUUCUACAUCAAAACCUCCAUCAGGGAGGAGGAGUAUUUCCAGAAUAGACUUACUUGCUCAACCCCGCAGAACUCGACUUGGCUCUUUAUCAGCACGUAGUGAUUCUGAAGCGACAAUAACCAGAAGCACUGCUUCAUCUCGUACUCCAGAAGCUAUUAUCAGAAGUGCAAGGUUGACAUUAGCAGGAGAAAGUAAAGUUUCUGCUAGAACUCGAGCCAAUAGCAUUUCUCGACUUUCAGAUUCAAAAUCCAAAUCUUUGGCUUCAGCUCAUAAUUCUCCCUCAGAGAAACCCAAGCUUCUCCCAGACCCAGAUCCUGAUGUUGAAACUUACAGUGUAAGUGCAAGAUGGAGGCGCUUUCCUACAGAUUAUGCUUCCACCUCAGAAGAUGAAUUUGGAUCAAACCGUAAUUCUCCUAAACAUACCCGUCUACGUACCUCUCCAGCCCUGAAAACUACGCGACUGCAGAGCACGGGGACAGCAACUCAAAGUAGCAAUGCUUUCAAGCACAGAAUAAAAGAACAGGAAGAUUACAUACGUGAUUGGACUGCUCACCGAGAAGAAAUAGCAAGGAUCAGUCAAGAUCUGGCUCUCAUCGCACGGGAGAUCAACGAUGUAGCAGGAGAAAUAGAUUCAGUGACUUCAUCAGGCACUGCCCCCAGUACCACAGUAAGCACUGCUGCCACCACCCCUGGCUCUGCCAUAGACACUAGAGAAGAGGUAGGAGAUCUUCAUGGAGAAAUGCAUAAGUUGGUUGACCGAGUAUUUGAUGAAAGUCUCAAUUUUAGAAAAAUCCCUCCACUAGUGCAUGCCAAACCACCAGAGGGGAAUGGUCAACCUAAUGAUGCUAGACCUCAGCUACCAAAUGCCAUGGAUCCCCCAACAAUUACCCGAAGAAGGACUUGGAGCAGAGAUGAAGUUAUGGGGGAUAGUUUGCUGUUGUCCUCAGUCUUCCAGUUUUCUCGCAAAAUAAGACAAUCCAUAGACAAAACAGCUGGCAAAAUCAGCUGCAUCACCGGAGCAAGAAUCUUACUUGUUGAUUGACUUUUUUUAUGAGUAUUUGACCAUGAAAGGAGAUGAGGAAGUUUUAGAGGUGUGCCUGACUGUGUUGUUGAAGUCCUCCCUCAAGUUUCUUUGUUCACCAAUAUAACCUCAUCUCACAAGAGUGGAGACAGUAUGGGACAGUUACAGCAAUUACAGAUUCCACCAUACGUACUGAAAAAUGACAUCCAUUCUGUCUGAGUCCAAGUGGACAAAUAAAUGUUUUCUGUAAAUGUGAAUGCUUCUUCUUGUAGUAUUUUAGUUGCAGUAGCUAGUUUUACUGAAAAUACCAGUUUCGCUUUGGCUAAAGUAUUAAUAACAUAAAUAUUUUCAAUCAUUCUUGACAAGAAGAUGUGUCAGAAAUUAUAAUGAGCAGAACUCAGUCAUGAAAAGAAAUGUGUGUGAGAAGGGGAAAUACAUGUCUUUUUGCUUGGCUAACUUCUUCUCAUUUCAUUGGAGCUGCCAUUCCUGUUUUCCAAUUUGAACGUAAUGUUCUGACUUGCACGGAGUUCUGUCAGCACAGGGGCACCCAUUGUGCAGCCACAGCUGCAGGCACCAUUGCAGCUGAGGGAAGAGGUGUCGUGCUGCACCAGCCUGUCCAGGCCCAGGAUUUGUGGCAUCUCCUGCUGCCUGGAGCUGGAUGGCAGGUCUGCGAACACUAAGGUACAAGUCUAGGACUCACAUAUGUGAUCUGAGAGCAGAGUGACCUCUCAGAUAGCAACACAUGCCAUCCCAGCUCUAUGUGGGAUGUGCCCUUUGGCUGAUGGAAAAACUCUGACAGAAAAGGAACGCAGCUUGUCAGUGUUCUGGUGGGCUGCCUUGGGCAAAAGGAAGAUGAGAAAAAGGAGUUGGGGGACGAACAGUCUUUCAAAGCUAAUUCUGUGGGACUGUACUCAAUUUCUGUGAGCCUGCCUCUGCAGUCAGGAGAUAAGAUUAGGAGGUGAGUCUUUGGAAGAGGCUUGUUCUUCAUCAGAGGGAGGGAGGGAAAUGUUCUUCAGGUGGUGAAUUUCUGAAGACGUGGCUGGUCCUGUGUGAAGCCAGGAGAGUCCAUGCUCGUAGUCUCUGAUUCUAUGAUCAUUCCUACUUUAUAUUAAGAUAUAGGAUUGAGAGAAGCUUUUGGAGCUUUAUUCUUUGGCUAAAUUCUCUCAAAACUGGUGAAGCUGUUUUUAUUUUUCUCCAGGUCCUAGUAUACUGAGUUCAACUUGAAACAGAUUCAAGUGUCCAAUUCUUUCCUUUCACAAAACCCCUUCUAUAGAUCUGUUUUUCUUCAGGAUAAGGUCAUAGUUUGGCUUGGCUAAGCUCCUUUUUAUAAUUUAUUCAUUGCUGUGUUUAAUCAGUUUUGUUUUUACUCACUAAUAUACACAAAAUGACAUUGUAAUGGAAAAUUGUGUAUCUUGCAUCCAGUUCUUUGCUAAUGAAUUACUCUGGUGUAAUUCUCGGGAAGCACGUAUGCAGGUUUUUUUUUUUGCUUUUCUAUCUUUAUAUAACAUACGAGUUUGCAGGAAUUUUUGGAGAUUAUGAAGAGAUGCAAGUAUGAAUUUCAAUGACAGGACCUUCAGAGUUUUAUCUGUACUGUGUAAUGCAAAUGCUGUAUUAUUGGCUUUCCUUACAGCAAGCAGGUAAGAACCUGUGCAGUCAAGCAAAAUCUAGGCAAGUCAAUCUGCUCAAUACAAGCACCACUCAUCUGUCUCUGCAGUUUUCUGUGCAUCCUGCAGUAUGUAGCAAAAGAGAAACAGGGACAGAGCACAAUCAAAUAUGAAUGGUUAGGCAGAUUUGCCACAGAAAGUAAGACUGGGAAAGGCAGGAGCAGAAGCACGCAGUCAUCUAUAAAAUACGUUCUUUCAGUAUGGUUAAAAGAAGGAGGAGCAAGGGAGACAGUCAUGCUACUCAAAAGAGAUUAACAUGUAUUAAAUGCAGAACUGAAAAAAAAAAUUGAAAAAAUAAAGUAGGCUUCCUAAAAUUAUAGGAAAAACAGAUUGACCAGUCUACUUUAUAGCGGGAAUAAUAACAUUUUAAAUAAAUUUUAAGGAUUUUUGCUAUUUUUUUUAAAUAACUUCUGAAAUGUAAAGUAUUUAGAUUGUUAGAGAACUAAUAUCAUUUCUGAAAGACAGGAAGGUUGAAAGCACCACGUACAUCAAGGCAUAUAAAUGAAUAUAUGGAGGGUUUUAGUCUAAUAUGAACAAGGUAAAUGGAAAAACAAGCAAUGUCACUCUAAUUUCUAUAUUUUUCUAUUAACGAUGUUUACUGCUAAAUGAAGACUCUGAGAUGCAAAGUAUUGUGAAUUUCCCUCUUAAAAAGUUAUUUUCUUAGAGUCCCACCAAUAGCAGUAAUGCCUUUAAAGUGUACUACUGUUAUGUUAUGAUGUUAAAAUGGUUUUCUUGUUUGCUUGGCAGUCUUUGCUUAGCAGUUUUAGUACAGCUGUCCUUAUUCUUAAAGUCUGAAAUACCAUUAAUGUUUGCUAGUCACAUUUCGAACUGGAGUUAAUACCUAAUUAUUGCAAUUAAAGAAGAAAUUGAUUUAUAAUAUAAAGCUCUAAUAUUAUUAUGAUGUUACUUAAAAUAAGGAAAAAAUAAUACCCUUAAAUAUCCACCGAUUCCAUGUUUUCAGUAGUGUAAUUAUACACAAUUUACAUGAUUUUUAUGGUACUGCAAUUUCACAAAAAAUAUUUAUCACAGCAGGGGAGCAAGGCAGAAACAAGCAAGCAAAAAGCUUCCUCAAAUCUUAUAAUAUGCUUUGGAAUUUUACAUAUACUAGAAGUGACUUUUUUAAACAUGUAAUACUCCAUUGCUUGAAAAAAAAUUAUAUCCUGUGGGCUGUAUUUCCAAAAAUGUUUUAUUUGUCACCAAAUUAAUAUAAAAAACAAAUAUAAAAGUUGAAUUUAUCAGUGUUAAAUUCUCGUGUAUUUUGCUGUUAUUGCAAAAUACAACAUUAACAGGGAAUUCUGCUAUUAAAUAGUUGGAUUAUGAAAUAAAUAAAUCUUGUGUUGAAGGAAAGAAUAAACUGUAACUUUUCAACACCAUAAUGUAGUAUGUAGCUACCUAACUGGCAUUUUAUUGUAAAUACGGAUUUUGCUGAACCUUUGUAUGCUACUCAGAAGAUUCAAUCUUGGGUUUCUGCCUGUUUUCACUAUUUUAGAUUUCAGUUUUAUUUAGUGCUCACUACAUUGCUUUCUUGUAUCUGGUAUCUAAUCUUUAUGUUUUAGUUUGUUUACUUCUAAACAUACUAUCCUUGUAUUUCCU
Messenger RNA from Meleagris gallopavo (turkey), 7623 nucleotides. Lineage: Eukaryota; Metazoa; Chordata; Aves; Galliformes; Phasianidae. The record is from RefSeq and is a predicted model, not a curated record.